UUAGUUGGUUUUUAGUCGUGGAGGAGGUUGUAACGAACUCUUUUAACAAAUUUUACAACCUUGCCCUUUAUUUAUAAUUUUUUUCCUAUCUUAAUUUAAUUUGUAACACACUCUCAUAUAAUAGUGCAAAUCAUCCCCUUCAAACUUUCAACCUGUGCAAUUUUAAUUCCCGAAAAGUCGACGUAUUUCUCUCGGUAGUGAAUCCUUUUACAAAAGUUAGUGUCAUUAAAAUAUCUUAUUGUUAAACAGUUUAAUAUUACCGUGAAUAAUUUGUGUGUAAUAAAGAAUUGGAUGUAAAUGUUUGCUUUAAUUCCAUCAUAAUUAAAUUUGAGGUUAGUUCGUGUUUGAUGUAUGAGUGUGAAAAGCCGUGCAGUUUUUUAAUUUAAAAACGUAUCCAGCUCACGAAAAACACGUUGUGAUAAUAAUCCAUCGAUUAGUAUAAAUACUCUGUGCGUCAACUGCAGUGCUAAUGAACUUUGGAAAUAAACAAAUGAGUGCAAGUUUUACGGUGGAAAUUGGUAAUUAAUCAAGCGAACUGGUGCAAUAUUUGAUGGCUGUGGUCGGCCCGAGCCGCCACUCGAGAGUGUCCAUGUCUGUGUCGAUGAGCCUCAUGCAGGGAGCUGCAGGCCCCACCGCCGGAGGACAACAGGGUGGCCUCCACGCCGCCCAGCCUUACUACCAUCCCCAACAUGCCGCCGCGCCGGCCCAUACCCAGGAACAAGUACAACCAGAUCGACCCAUCGGCUAUGGUGCUUUUGGAGUUGUUUGGGCGGUAACGGACCCACGAGACGGCAGAAGAGUGGCACUGAAGAAGUUACCAAAUGUGUUUCAGUCGCUUGUGUCAUCGAAGAGGGUUUUUAGGGAAUUGAAAAUGCUGUGCUUUUUCAAACAUGAGAACGUAUUAUCAGCUUUAGACAUUUUACAACCUCCACAUCUAGACUUCUUCCAAGAAAUAUAUGUAAUUACUGAACUUCUUCAAAGUGACCUACACAAAAUAAUAGUUUCACACCAGCCACUCUCCUCGGACCACAUAAAAGUUUUCCUGUAUCAAAUUCUUAGAGGUUUGAAAUAUUUACAUUCGGCUAGAAUACUACAUCGAGAUAUCAAACCUGGAAAUUUACUUGUAAAUAGCAACUGUGUUCUUAAGAUCUGUGAUUUUGGUUUAGCACGCGUAGAAGAGCCCGAUUCGAGCAAGCACAUGACACAAGAGGUAGUGACACAAUACUAUAGGGCGCCCGAAAUAUUAAUGGGCGCGAAACACUAUACGGCCGCAGUGGACGUAUGGUCAGUCGGAUGUAUCUUCGGCGAACUUCUCGGUAGACGUAUCCUAUUUCAAGCGCAGAAUCCCAUCCAGCAGUUAGAGUUGAUCACCGAACUGCUGGGGACGCCGUCGCUCGACGAUAUGAGAUACGCGUGUGAGGGUGCUAAGUCGCAUAUGUUAAGAAGGGCACCGAAACCUCCAGCUUUAACCGCACUUUACAGUUUAUCUGCACAGGCGACACACGAAGUUGUACAUUUACUAUGUCAAAUGCUCGUUUUUGAUCCCGAUAAACGAAUAUCAGUAGUCGAUGCGUUGGCACAUCCGUACUUAGACGAAGGUAGAUUACGGUACCACUCCUGCAUGUGUAAGUGUUGCUAUACCACCGCCAGCGGAAUGAGACAAUACACGACGGAAUUUGAAACGACCGCGCCGCAACCCUUCGACGACAACUGGGAGAAGAAGCUCACGUCGGUUCAACAGGUCAAAGAGGAAAUGCAUAAGUUUAUAGCGGAACAACUAAAUACAAGUAGGGUACCGUUGUGUAUAAAUCCACAAUCUGCGGCAUUCAAGAGUUUCGCCAGGAAGGAAAAAGUUUGCAUCCCUUUCAAGAAGACCCUUGAAAUUCUGUUAUCACCCGUCAUCUUUCUAUGUGCCGCGUGACGCUUUUUAUUAGUUCUACAGUGGCGCAUCCGUCAGAACUACCGCCUUCGCCGCAUCAAUGGGACUGACCUUGGAAUAAUCGUAGGUAACAUGGUAUUUAUCAACCUGCAAUUCUGUUUGCCAAAUUCUUCAUUUCGUAACGUGAUAAACAAGUGUUCAUUUCUCCGCUGAUUUAGUUUACCGAGAGAGCUUCAGUAAUAAGUAACAGUACACCAAAUGUUAAUUCAGGGAUAAAAGCAAAACGCAAAAAAAUAAACAAUGUUUGUACUACAAAAAAAAAUGGACUCAGUGUGUUUCGUGUGUAUAUUAGUCGCUCAGAGUGUGUGAUUGUUAAUGUACCAAGUAGAUCUGCCAACAUUUAGAAGUGUACAGUUCUCACUGCCUUUUCUUAGUGAUAGUAGGUAUACAUAUUGUUUAGUUUGAUAAGACUGGGAUGGUUUUGUAUUAAUUCUGAAGCAUCUUUUCAAUUUCCUUUUCUAGUUUACACUCUUCCUUCCUAAUCUUAAAACAAUUAGAAAUUUGUAGAUUAAUUGAAAAGUUGCUUCCAAAAACACACCACCAACUGACGUUCGAGAUUAGAUUAAUUUAUGUAACAUUUAAGACUGUAUAUACAUAGACCAUAGCGUAAUCAACUUAAGUGUGCAGCUCUGUGAAAUUUUCAUCAUAGUGAAAUAAAUGUGAAAAAUUUACACGUAGAACUGUAGUGUAAAGUGUAAUAAUUGGUGUAAGUGUGCAAUGAAUUAUGAUAGACUGCCGUGAUACAUAUAAAAAUGCAUUUAACCGUUUUAAUACUUUUUAAACUUUUCGUCGCAGGUAGCGAAUUUUCGUUUAGGUAAUUUUAACAAAACAAACAUAGAUUUUAAUUCGGUGGUAUUUUGUCACAAAUUGUGCAAUAAAAUUGGCAAAUUCUUCUCUUUUAUAUGAC
This is a messenger RNA of Photinus pyralis (common eastern firefly), 2846 nucleotides long. RefSeq names its product serine/threonine-protein kinase NLK (gene nmo). The transcript has 10 exons. Gene Ontology annotation, cellular component: nucleus; cytoplasm. The coding region runs from base 551 to 1921 and encodes 456 amino acids. Lineage: Eukaryota; Metazoa; Arthropoda; Insecta; Coleoptera; Lampyridae. Gene Ontology annotation, biological process: intracellular signal transduction; protein phosphorylation. The record is from RefSeq and is a predicted model, not a curated record. Gene Ontology annotation, molecular function: MAP kinase activity; ATP binding.